Messenger RNA from Ostrea edulis (European flat oyster), 10144 nucleotides. RefSeq names its product plexin A3-like. The record is from RefSeq and is a predicted model, not a curated record. Gene Ontology annotation, cellular component: semaphorin receptor complex. Gene Ontology annotation, molecular function: ATP binding; protein binding; semaphorin receptor activity. The transcript has 21 exons. The coding region runs from base 2594 to 6733 and encodes 1379 amino acids. Gene Ontology annotation, biological process: regulation of cell migration; cell surface receptor protein tyrosine kinase signaling pathway; regulation of cell shape. Lineage: Eukaryota; Metazoa; Mollusca; Bivalvia; Ostreida; Ostreidae.
UGACAUCUAAACCUCAGAAAUGCUGAAUUGGUUUGUAAAAGAUAUAAAGUUUAAACAAUAUGAAGCAUUAAAAGGGAGGUAACUUAUGUUCAAAAGGAUCUAACUGUCCAUAUAGGAUCAAAUAACAUCCACUGCAUUUGUAAAUAUUCUAAAACACUUUGAAAAUGGCCAAACAAUCUCAUUUUGAUGAGUUUGACCUUGACCUUUUUAUUUUAAAGGUCAUUGGGCCUUGUGUCUAGAAACUGCAUACCGCACAUUUCAAAACCACAGGUGAUGCCGUCGCCAUGCUGGAUUGAUUUCCCGCUUCUCUCGUAAACCGAAUAAACGGCCCCAGUUCAAAACCACUUCGAGAAACAAAUGAAUAGUUUACUAAACUGAUUCGAAACCAAAACUAAUUUAAGCGCAACAAAUUUGCCCUUAAUGUAAAGUCUAUUGGCUUAAACACAAAUAUUAUAAAAACAAUUUGAAAUAUUGUGUGGUUCAUUUAAGAAAAAAAAUUUAUUUCUGAAAAUACAUGAAGGUUCACGCCAGAUACUUCAAGAGGCGGCAUGUUCGCUUGGUAAAGAUAAUUGGAAAUGUAAAAAUAUUAGACAAUAUAACUCACACUGCCAUACUAAACAAUAUUUGCAUUCAGUAUAUUUUAUUCACUGUAAGCCUAAUCACAUCUUCGCAAGCCAAGUGUCCGUUUCGCUUACUCUGAGAAUAAGCAAAUCGGACACUUGGCUUGCGAAGAUGGCUUAAUAAUAGUAUGAUAACAAUUACGUGUAUUAUUCAUUAAAGUGUCUACGUUAUAAAUCAUGCAUGCCACGUACAUGCUAGUAAUUAGUAUUACAUAUAUUAUGAUGGGACUUUAAUACACGGUUAUGAAUGGCACAUGCCCGGAAUAUUGACCUCUCUAGUUUGUUCCCUUUUGAUUGCCGAACGAAUAGAACCGGGUCUAUCACAGAUUCUAAUGCAGCUGAUAGGAACAUGCAUUUUGUGAGAGUCUUUACUGAUAGUUAUGUUAAAAAAUCUUGUUGAAUAUAAGAUAUUUUAAAAGUCAAUGAUAUGUUUCAAAAUAUUCUAUUUUCAUUGAUUUCUUUAUCAAGUACAUUAUGCAAAAGAUUUUUCUUAUGUUUUCAUACAUUUUGUAUAUUUUUGUAAAGAAACAAAUUAAUGAAAUUGUUAUUAAUACUAUCAUAUCUUUAUAAGCAGUUUUUGUAAGAUUUUGAUAAGAAAAUUGUAAUUUUUUUUACAUUCAUAUGUAAGUAACUGUAACAGGAAGGGAGAAAAUGCAGCGGACCAGACCGAACUCUGAAUCUCUUGUCGGGUGCUCUACCAACCGAACUAUCCGGGCACCGCAGUGAUCGAACCCAGCUGACCGCUGCAUCACUAUAAUAUAUUAUAACUAUAUAUUUUAUUUGAUAAUUCAUUAGUUAUAACUUAUUAGUACUGCCUAUACUUUUAUUAUUAGCCACAAUAUCAGAGACAUAUACCAUAUGAUAACAUACAUCGUCACAUGUAAUUCCUUUUGAAACUUGAACGAUAUUAAAUCUUAUUGUAGCUGGGUAUCUCAGUUCAACAUCCAGGUAGCACAGGGGCUAUUAGCUCGUUUUGACCUGUUCAACUCCUGGUAACCAUUAAUAUUAAACAGGCGCGUAGUCAAAAAUAAAUAAAAAAUUAAGUGUACGACAAGGGGUCUGGUGGCCGCCGUGAGACCGGGGCUCAGGAGGCGAAACCCGGAAAGCUCCUGCAUGGUGGAUUUUACCAAUGAAAUUAUACCUAUGUUUUGUGCGUAGAAACAGGGUUUAUUGUCAAUUUUCAAAAUAAAGAAUUCACAAAAUUACUUUUCUAAAGUGUUUUAUAAUGCCAACGCACUGUGUGCAUGUACUUUGACUUUACAUUUGUUUUGCGAAUUCUAUAAAUUGUCCGCAUUCCUUCGUCCCCCCCCCCUCUCUCUCUCUCUCUCUCUCUCUCUCUCUCUCGCCGACCAAACCUACUAAAUGAGGACGUCCUCAUUUGCGUACAUAGACAAUACAGGCAAUAUGGAGAUAUUUUGAUAAAGUGUAACCAUAGGCACUCGACGUUUUAAAAUCUAUAUAUAUAAAAAAAAAAAAAAAUUGUCUUCCUGUGAGUUUAACGGAAAAUCUGACGUGUUCAUCACACACUUUUUUUUUUUUUUUUUUUUUUUUUUUUUUUUUUUUUUUAGCGAUUAUAGGUGAAAUGCGAGAUCCGCCUACGAUCGCACCUGUAACUUUAUGCUUCCGGUAUCGAAGAAAAUGAAAGUAAGUCACAGGAAGCAAUUUCACAGAUGAGAGUCUGAUACCAGAGUAGAAGUGUCAGAGUGUCUUGGUUUUGUAGGUAAUUCACCCAGAGUCGUAUCACUCGUGUAAAGUGCUAGUGGCUAUAUGGAUAACUAGGCUCAUAGUUCAGUGCAUGGUGGACAUGAUCUGUUGAUAUCAUCAAAAAUAAUUCAGCACUUUAUUCUGGAAUUAUGAAUGAAAGUGAUCAAAAUAUGGCAUUAAAUAUGCAUAUGCUUUUGAACUUUGAAAAUGGAAAUAUACCACAGGUAACAUUUUAAGGAGAGGGCGUUUUCCAUUGGAAGAGCUAUAAGAUGGACGAGAGGAGAGCGUUGUGUUUUGUAAUGGUAUCACUGAUACAGAUCGUAAUCACAACACAGUCUGGAGCUGCAUCAGGCUCAUUCCACGUGGACCGUGGACCUAUUUAUGAGAUAAUGGUUCACCCAGAUAAUGGGGAUGUUUUUCUGGGAACUAAAAAUGCCUUGCUCCACCUCAGUUCAAAUCUCCAUGUCAUAAGAACGGAGGUGAUGGGGCCACAAAAUGAUAGCCCCCAGUGCUCACCGGACCUCACCCAGGCUUGUCUGCAGGGAAGGAAGCUCACAGAUAACCGGGUCAAUAUACUGGAGUUUGAUGGACAGACUGGGUAUAUGCUUGUAUGUGGCUCCAUCUGGCAGGGCAAAUGUGAACUGAGGAACUCCAGAAACAUUAGUCAUGUAGUAACACUGACAAACAGUAAAAUCAAUUUUGUAGGCAGCAUCGACAAAAAACAAGUAUAUGGAUUUUUUGGCAGCAGGCCUGUGCGUGAUGUUGGAGGGGGGAGUCUCUUGUAUGUCGCUAUGGGUCUAGAUGGCAGACCAUCACAAUACCGUCCUGCUGCCAUCUCUACUCGAGAAUAUCACACCAAAGACAAAACAUUUGAAUAUUUCAUCAGUGAUCCAAAUUAUCACACAUACGUAGAUGUACAUUCAGAUCUUAAGAACUUGUUCAAAGCACACUACAUCUAUGGGUUUGAGCAUGGAAGACACAUUUAUUUCAUCUCCAUACAAAUGGAAGAUGGUCUGGCUCCUAUUCCCAAAUUUUUAACCAAAAUAAUUCAGAUUUGUCGAAAUGACAACACAUAUGCCUCCUACACAGAACUGCCACUUCAAUGUGUAUCGGACUCUGUGGUGUACAACAUUGCUAUUGAUGCUUACUAUACCGAAUCUGUACGUGCCAAAGAUGGUUCCUUUGGUCUAGCCGUGACUUUUGGGAGAACAAACCGUGGCUCUGAGGCUGAUGCAGCCCUAGGGUCUGCUCUCUGUUUCUAUGAUGUUAUUGAUAUUAUUGCCCAAUUUGAAUAUUUGCAAAAUCGGUGUUUUGAAGAAGGCAUAGGAAGCCAGGUGACCUGGCUGGUGGGAAAGAGUUUAGCAGAAGUCAGGAAUUGUGAAAAAGAUGAAAAGUAUGACGUGAGAGGAUUUUGUGGAUUAAUGAGCAACAUUGGAAUUCAGGAGAGUGCUACUAGCCAGAAUAGGGAUGCCUUUAAAUUGAGUAGGAGUGCUGUGUAUGUGAAACGCGAUGGCUUGUUGACUUCAGUUGUUAUGGCUAGACAGAACAAAGCCAGGAUAGCAGUACUUGGUACAAACAGAGGACAAGUUACCAAGGUUUUGUUGACUGGGAACCAUUAUUUGGCGAGUUGGAAUCUGACAGACAAAGCAAUAUACCGUGAAUCAGAGGUAGACAUCAGCCAUAGAAAUGUCUUCUUCAUCGCUGAUCAAACAUUAUACAAGUUUCCCCUGUAUACCUGUGAUGCAUACCACACCUGUGAGAAAUGUGUUGGGAGCGGGGACCCAGCAGGAUGUGGCUGGUGUAUCGAUCACUGCUCCACCAGUACUGAAUGUGUAAACCCCACGGUCAGUAGUUCGGGACAAACUGGACAGUGGCAGAAUGAUACAUGUCCACCCGUCAUAUCACAGGUGCUACCAUCAGUGGGUCCUACUCAGGGACAAACUCUUUUGACUCUGAAGGGUAGAAACUUUGGAUCAGAAAUGGCUACAGUGGUAAAUGUCACCGUCAAUGGAAGCACAUGUGAAAUAGAGGGCAAAACCAUGGAUACAAAGUUACAGUGUAGAACCCCUGCCUCACAAACUCCAGGGACCGCCUCUUUAUCUCUCACAGUGAAAGAUUUCUUGCACACGGGUUAUAAGAUAGUAGGCAUUGCAGUCGCAGAGUUCCAGUAUCAGGUUCCAGUAAUUGACGACAUAUCCCCAUUACUAGGGCCUAUAUCUGGUGGGACAGAGUUGACAGUUCAUGGAAGAAAUCUAGACAUUGGUACAAAUGUAGCAAUUUUUAUAGGAGGGGCUGAGUGCAGUGUCCAGAGAAAGAACAGUUCAGCCAUUUUGUGCCUCACUGGACGUGGCAUGUCAUCAUCAGGCAUUCAGUAUAAAACUUCAGACCUGCUGGUUCUAUACCCCUCACUGAUCACAGCAGCUCCUGUCAGAGUUCAAAUCGAUGGCAGCAACACAACCAGUAAUCAAACGUUUGCCUAUGUCAAUGAUUCCACCAUUUUAAGCAUACAGUCCAAAACUUCCAUUGUGAAUGGUGGACUAGAGAUUGAUGUGAGGGGAACAAAUUUAAAUGUUGUACAGCGACCACAGAUUGGAGCCACAGUAGAUGGCAAGGAUUCACAUCUUCUGAUGUGUAAAGCUACAGCUGAUGGUACCAGAAUGACCUGUCCGACUCCCGGGAUACAGAACCUUACAUCUGAACCAGUGGACCCAAAUUUUCCAAAAUUAGUUUCCAUCUGGUUCAAGAUGGAUGGAAUUAGAGAGCUUAGGGAGCUAGAGAAGCAUGACUAUGCUCUGAGUCGAUUCACUUACUACCCCAACCCUACGUUUGAGCCUUUUGGGUCUGUGAGACUGUUUGAUUUGUCGGAGGAUUUACUGAGUAUUACAGGUAAACACAUUGACAAAGGGAUAACUCCAAAAGAUGUCAUCGUAACCAUCGGCGAAAGUUUGUGUGUUGUGAAGCUUCUAAAGAGCAACAAGUUAUUCUGUCAACCACAGAACAAGCCAUCAGAGACAGACAAUGAACCACAGUAUAAAGUUCAGGUGAAGAUUGGAGUCUUUCUUAUGUAUGAUGUAGGAAGUCUACAGUAUGUUGGGGGAGCCUCUACUGCACCUCCGACUCUUAUUAUCGUCAUCUCCAUUGUCCUCGUUGUUUUUAUUGUCCUUAUUAUUAUACUGCUGAUUGUAAUGAAGAGAAAACAUUUGGGUCCAUUCAAAGAGAGAGGUUACACUGCAGGAUAUGCCAAUGGACAGGGGCAGGUCCGACUGAGUGGGCUUAAUCCUGAUGGAACAACAUUUGACUUUGAAAGAGACAACAGAGCCAAUGAUUACCAAGAGCGCCAUCUGUCUGCGAGUCGAGAUGAUACCAUGGACUCUGCUAGAGGUGGUGGGCCUACUAUUGUACUUGAUGAGUCUACGCUGCUGGUACUGCGGGACAAAAACCUCUUGAUUGAACAUGACUGGUUGUCCAUGGGUGAAAUCCUAGGCAGAGGUCACUUUGGGUGUGUAUAUAAAGGCUACAUAACUUAUCCAGGGUCAAAAACUGAGACCAUGGUAGCAGUUAAAACCCUGCACCAGAACAAUCCCAGAGAGAUUGAUAUUAAUCAGUUUAUUGAUGAGGCGCUUCGUAUGAAGGAUUUCCACCACCCUAAUGUUUUGACCCUCACUGGGAUCUGCUUUAACUAUGAUGCCAUGCCUCUUGUCAUACUACCAUACAUGUCGCAUGGGGAUUUACUGAGCUACAUAAGAAAUGAAGACAAUAACCCAACUAUUAAAGAUCUCAUCCUUUUUGCUGUUGAUAUUGCAAAAGGAAUGGAAUACUUGUCACUUCUUAAGGUUGUACACAGAGAUUUGGCCUGUAGGAAUUGCAUGCUGAAUGAGGAGUACCGUGCCAUUGUUGCAGACUUUGGUCUGUCCAGAGAUAUUUAUGAAAGAGACUACUACAGCAGUGAUAACAAGAAGAGUAAGCUGCCGGUGAAGUGGAUGGCUCCCGAGAGCUUAGAAAAGGGCACCUACAGCUCCAAGUCAGACGUGUGGUCCUUUGGUGUGGUGCUAUGGGAGUUGAUGACCAGGGGAGUUAAUCCAUAUCCAGAGGUAGAUAAUUGGGAUGUACUGAGGUACAUAAAAAAGAAUCGAAGAAUGCCACAGCCUCCAUUUUGUCCUGACCCUCUGUAUACUGUGAUGAGAAACUGCUGGGAAUUUGACCCCAAAGAUAGGCCUCAGUUUAGUGUGUUAGUGACAUCUAUAGCAGAAAUGUUAUCUGUGUUAGAACAUAAGAUGAAACAAGGGCAGCAGAGGUCUAACAUACAAAGUACCUACGUUAAUGUAGAGAAUUGUACGGAAUAUCACUAUGGUAACCAAGAUGAGGAGGAGAAAUCUCCGCUUGCCAGUCCUAUACAAACGGAUGUCUGAUUGUUCAUAGUCUGAUUUAGUGUGCCCUUUGCAAUCAGAAAAGAAUGGUUCCAGUCUAUGAUUGGGCAGAGCUUUAAUCUAUAUACUGUACACGCAAGUACAUUUAGUAGUCUAGAUACAACAACUUAUAACCGUCCAGUUAUGUUGUAAAUUCUGCAUUUUAAGGACAAUGGAACUGAAAUAAUUUUUUUACCUCUGAUCAGAAAAUGCUGAUUAAUGUUUUUAAUCAUAUAAGAAUUUAAAGAAUUAUGUCUCAGUUUUCCUUCAAAUUCAAGGAGUAUUGGUGAUAUCAAACUGAAAUGAUUUAAAUCUCUAUGAAAGAGUUUAAACAACUGAAACUGACAUUUUCCAUUACAUUCUAUAGUAGACUGUAACAUACUUUUUACAUUAUCCCUACAAAAUAUCUGUCCCAAUUCCUGUUAUUAAUUUUUGAGUCGGCUCUCGAUAGCAAGAAGACCCUUGUUUUAACCGGCACUGCACUUCAGAUUUUGAGUACAAACCGUUGUUGAUACUUACACGAGAUAAUGCAAAUAGUUCUUAAUCUCUGGUCAUUGAAAUUUUGGCAAAAUAUGGGAAAUAUUGUGCAUAUCAAAGUGGUUGGUUUAAACAAAGUAUUGGUUAUUGUGUUCUUGAAUUUAAAAGCAGUGUUAUCUAAUUGCAAUAAUAUUUCUUUAUCAUUUGGUUUGGAGACACUGUGACCGUGCAUGAAUACGUUAUGUACAUUGUUCAAUCUCUACCCAGAGUUAUCGUUCCUUACACUCGCAUUAGCAGUGUUAUUCCACAUGUAAAUCCAUUAUUCUAACAGAAUUCUGAUGAAAAUAUAAUAAUCUGAAAUGAAUUAACAAACUCUAUAUUUGCUUUGUUUAAAUAAAUAAACAAUGAACGAGUUAACAUCAUUUACAUAUGCACGUGGUACAUGUAAACAGAAUGAAGGAAGAGGCGAUCAAGAUAUUUGAAGAUUUCAAGAGGAUAAUUUGUAUCGAUACUUGCUACAGAUUGUGUCCGGGCUGUCACUGUUUUGUCUUUUGCAGUAGGCUUUUGAUAUUUGACAUACAAGUACCGAUAAAUGAUCAUCUCAUGUAGAUGUGCUGGGUACCAUGGAUAGUGACCUUUAUCUUGAACUUUUAUGUGCACACAAUUUUUGAAACUUUUAUGGGUAAAUUCCUCUAGCCAAUGUGUUGUGUUCCUAGUUUGCAACAUUGCAUUUCCAUAGAUAAGGAUAAUUUGCAUGUUUUACCAUGCUUUAAAGAUUCAGAAUUAAAGCUUAUAAGACGGUGCUGUAUACCCCCACCUCUUGUUGGAAGUUGCAGGCAAGUCGACUCUGAGGCCCUUGAGGCCUUUGAUUUUAAUUGAGUUUAUAGAUUUAUCAGUUUGGGUGUACUCUGUGUUGAUUUUAAUUGAUUUUAUAGAUCUAUCAAUUUGAGUGUACUCUGUGUUGAAGAAAGGAGUUGGGUUCAUUGUCCUUGAUUAUCUUUUUAUCUGAUUGAAAAAUGAACUUGUGUUUUGUCAUUGAUGACCGAGUAUUUUCUAUUCAUACUGACAUUCACCAUGACAUUACAAACAUUGCACUAGAUAUAAAGCAUCGCUUUUACAUAACUCUCGUCUUGUAGAGGAAGUUGUUUUUAGUCAUAUUUGUCCCUAAAGAAUGCAGAGCAAGAUGACUUUCUGGGAUAGAAGCAUGACAUUGUCUGUAAUGAAAAUUUUUCUAAUAAGUUGACUUUAUUGUGAUUUUAGAAAUUCACAAUUUUUCUGUUUUAUAUCUGCAGGCAGGUAUCUUCAUACAAAACUUCUCUAAAAGAAACACAUGUCUAUUCCAAAAAUUUCUUGAAAUCCUUCCUCUUUUUUACCUUUUAUUCUGUAACGUAUCGGUAUGAACAGAUCACCGUUAUCAUUGGGGGAACACUGUUAACUCAAGGUUUUCUUUUUAACUGACAUGUUCUUGCAGUGUAUUGAUUUAACUGACAUGUUCUUGCAGUGUAUUGAUUUAACUGACAUGUUCUUGCAGUGUAUUGAUUUAACUGACAUGUUCUUGCAGUGUAUUGAUUUAACUGACAUGUUCUUGCACUGUAUUGAUUUAACUGACAUAUUCUUGCAGUGUAUUGAAUGUGUAACGGUAUUUUAAGGUGUGUUUGUUACUUUGCUUUUUUGGAGGGUUACUCUUUCAAUGAAAGAUAGGGUUUAAAAGAGAAACAAAACCUACCAUGACCACACAUGAAAAAACCCAUCAGCUAUGUACAUGCAAGUCCUAUGAAGAAUUAUCAUUUUAUUUAUUGUGGUAGUGUUAGAUAUAUAGCCUUCUUGCUAGCUCUUGCAAGUGGAUUAACCCUUUCGCUCAAUUGGCAGAGCACUGGGCCACCGUGCCAAAUGUCUCGGGUUUGAUCAUGAGCAGAGAACAUAGUCUGUUACAUUUUACACUCUGCAUGCACAUACAUUUGGUCCCCUUAAAUGAAUUGAAUCUUGAAUAGUUUAUUUUAUUAUUUUCUAUAUAUUUACAUUUUCAAUGUUGUUGUUGUUUUUGAUAUUUUCACAAAUUGUAAUGAUAAGCAUUUCCUCAUGAAUGCUCUGCAGUUAUAACAAUGCAGCAAUGAAUCUUGAUAAAAAUAGAUUGUCUAUUUUAACAGCUGGAAAUUCUAAUAGAAAUAUAAGUAAAAUGUAAAUAUAAGUAUACCUAAAGCGCUAACACACUUCAUGAAGUAUGAAGUGUUGCAGCUUAUACCCUCAUAUAUUUUCAAAACUGAAAUUUCUUUCUUAAAUAAAUGUUUAUAUUACAAUAUAUAUCAAAGUUGGUUGUAUCGGUUAUCAUACAUUUUUCACAACAAUUGAAAGUUCAGAUUUAUGUUUUUGAGAGACUAAAUUAGUUCUAAUUAUAUGUGGUUCUUUUUAUAUAACUGUUCAUUUUACCAUGAAUACACUUUCAAUGAAUGCAGUUUACAUAUAAUUUCUUGUUCAGUGUCGGGUUGGACAGAGGGUAAAGUGGAGGGAGAGGGAAGAGAUAAAAGUAAGGCAGUGAGAAAUGAUUCCCUGUUCAGAUGUUGCUUGAUUUUGAAUACUUAUGACAUUGCUAGAGCCUCUCUUUCUUCUCAGUGUUAAAUGAGGUUGACUUCCCAUGCCCCCCCCCCCCCCCCCCCCUUUAAAGAACAUUAUGCACCAAAGAUAGUUAACCGUAUGCACCAAAGAAUAAAAGCUGUACUUUUCUAUGGAAACAUUUAAUAUAGAAAUGUUGUGAUACAUAAUGGCGUAUUUUUUGUUUUGUUUGUUGUAUUCAUGAAAGAAUAUGUAUAGACUUCAUGUUAUUCAUUUCCAAAACAAAGUUUUGUUUAUUCAAUGUGUAGGCAGGAGACAGGAAACAUUCCAUUUUAUUAAAAUGCAAAUUGCCAAUACUCUUGUACAGAAUAAACAGAUUUUACAUAC